UAUACUCCGCGCGGAAAGGAAUUGCAUCGGCACUGUGCACCAGCAUGUUACGAGUCGGGGCUGUUUUUGUCGUUGUCGAGCUAUGCCUUUCCUGGGGAACGGGUGUCAACGCCCAGGUUGACGCAAACGGGACCUACAUGGCGGUUAAUCUGACUCAGGAGGAAAAGGACGUAUUCCUGGGUGCUCAUAAUGAGUUGAGAGCCAAGGUAGACCCCGAAGCAGCCAACAUGAUGUACAUGAAGUGGGACGAAUCGCUGGCCCUGAUGGCCCAGGCCUGGUCUGCCGAGUGCAUUUGGGAACAUGGCCAGCCCACUCCCAACAUCAGCCCAUUCACAAGACUCGGCCAGAACCUAUACCUGAUCACCGGCUACGGCAACCGACCCAGCGGUAAGGCCGUGUCCACCGCCUGGUACAACGAGAUCCGCCACUACACGUUCGAGACCGGCGCCUGUGAGAGUGGCAAAGCGUGCGGGCAUUACACGCAGCUUGCUUGGGCUACGAGCUACGCCCUUGGAUGUGGAAUGGACUUCUGUGAGUCUGCCGAUAAAACAGACUACGAUAACGUCUGGAUUGUCACGUGUAACUACGGCCCGACCGGAAACGUUGGCGGGCUGAAGCCGUACAAACCAGGCCCAAAUUGCACGAAAUGCGACUCGGGCGUUGGGGAAUGCUACAACAGUCUCUGCAGACUGUGUUCCGAUCACACUGAGAAAUGUGUUUGUGCUCAGGCAUGCGAAAGCUGUGGGGAAUUGAACAGUACCAGUUGCUCCUGCAAGUGCCCAAACGGUUUCCAAGGAACUGAUUGCGCUGAUAUAUGUGAAGAUUUCGACAGCAGGUGCGGCGUUUUAAAUGGUGGAUAUCCAAAACCAUGGUGUUGGGAUGAAACUGCAGAGGACCAUGAAUUCAUGCUCGCAACCUGUCCAGCGACAUGUGAACUAUGUGUCGUCGAGCAAGACCCCGAUUCCUAUUGUCCUGGGGUACCGACCUUAAAGCCACCGACGACACCAGGACCGACUCCCACUCCUAAGGUCUGUGUGCCGCUGGAUUGUCAAAACGGCGGUGUUUACGACGAGGAGACGUGUGAGUGCAAAUGUCCCCCUCAGUACCAGGGAGAACUUUGCGAUAAACCAAAGCCUACCUUGGAACAAACAUCAACACAACCCACCGAGUGUCCGCUGCUUGAUUGUCAGAACGGCGGUAAAUUUGACGAAGAGGCCUGCAAAUGCAGAUGCUUCCAAGGUUACCAGGGAAAACUAUGCCAGCAUAGCAAAGAGGACAUUGCCAAUGGCGUGGUAAUCAUUCUCUCUGCGGACUUUAACAGGUGGGGGGAAAUGGAACCGAUUUUUAAAACAGGCAUCGCAGAAUCCUUGACGACACACUGCAAUGACAAUUUCGAAGUUUGCUGCCCAGACCGGGGUUCCAAGACAACCUCAGAAAAGUUCUCCUACGCGAACGAGUCUGACAUUCUAGUCGCCAGUGGAUAUCCAGAACCAAGUGAAGACAUCGAGAACGAAUUUUCCACCAUGUUCCUGGCAAGGGAACUGGGAGAAUCAGAGCUGUGUGUCAAAGGGGGAUCGCCAACAACUCAGAGUCGACAAAAGGCUGAUACUGAACAUGCAAUGUACGAGAGGGAUGCUACGCCAGGAGGGUGA
Molecule: messenger RNA, 1652 nt
Organism: Acanthaster planci (crown-of-thorns starfish)
Lineage: Eukaryota; Metazoa; Echinodermata; Asteroidea; Valvatida; Acanthasteridae
Cellular component (GO): extracellular region
Source: RefSeq, a predicted model, not a curated record